Diatraea saccharalis (sugarcane borer) is the source of this 1653-nucleotide messenger RNA. NCBI's taxonomy places the organism in Eukaryota, Metazoa, Arthropoda, Insecta, Lepidoptera, Crambidae. The record is from the annotation of a GenBank genome assembly.
AUGCCUUCAAGUGACAGUGAAGAUUUCGAAAGUGCGGAUGAAGGUCAAGAGGAAAAUGAUAAAAAAGUGAGGAAGAAACGAACCUCAUCCUCAAACUAUGGUGAUAAUGCCUUAGAAACCAUUUCAGAACCUAAAGAAACCAUAAAAAGCUCUGCUAGACAUCAGACUGAUUCUAAACCAAAAUCUGAUGGCUGGGACGAUUUUGAUAUUGACUGCCCCAUUGAAAAUGAAAAGGUCGUUGAAAAUAAGGAGAUGAAAAAAUGCAAUGUUUCAAAAUCAAAGGAAGAUAUAAAAUCACAGGACACUGGUUGGGAUGACUUUGAUGACUGGGGCAAUGAAGAGACACUGAUAAAAACAACAGAACAAAAGCAACAAGAAGUUAAAUCCGAUAAGGACAUUAAAGAAUUGACAGAUAAGUUGGCAGCAUCUACUGUGCAAAGCAGUAGCUGGGGUUGGGGAUGGGGUGUGGAUUCUCUUCUCAGUUCAGCCACUGCUGGAAUCACAUCUAUAACUAGUCAAGUUUCUCAAGGUAUAUCAAAUGUCUUAGAGACAGGCAUUGGUGCUCCUGAUCCUGAAGAAUUGGCAAGAAAAAAUUUAAAAGCAACUGCAGAAGUAACAGAAAAGCAUCCAGAUAGAAAUGUAAAUGAUGAUAAGGAAGUGGUGAAAGAAGCAGCGCAAACUAGUUCUGAUGAUGUCUCAUUCCCAUUUGGAAGUUUACUGUCUGGUGUCACUAAAUUUGUAGAGACUACUGGUACAAAAGUAAUAGCAGGUGGCUUAGACACCCUCGAAACUAUCGGGAAGAAGACCAUGGAGGUACUUCAAGAUGGCGACCCAGGAUUAGCAAAGAAACGUGCCAUGUUGGGUCUAGAUCCAGGAGAGAAGCCAGUCCUUUCACAAAUCCUUAGGGAGGCUAAAGCUAAAGCUGAUGAAGAGGAUAAGAUUAGAGAAGAAAAAAGGGAAGCGAAGGAAGUGCAUUACGAAAAUCUAUUCGAUGAUUUUGAAGGCUUGGUUCACUUGGAAGCUUUAGAGAUGCUCUCGAAACAAGUAAGCAUGAGGAUAGAGGAACGACUACGGGCAGCCGACCCAGAAAAGAAACAGGAUAUUAAAGAAACCAUGCAGCAAGUCAUAGAACUAUGCGAGAUACCAGAAGACGAAGACGAUGAAGAAACCUCAGAAGACCAAUCCAAACCUGAUGCAUUCCACGAAAAGCUACAAAUAGCGACGCAAGAUUUAGGCCUUAAACUACAGUUCCAAUCGUUAGUCAAACAAUACACAGACAUUUUGGAUUUUCUAAGUUCCAAUGAUAGCAUGAACGAGAAGGUGAUAUACAAACGAGCCGUGAGCAGUCUAGCUCAGGCGACCGCUCUGUCAGUGGAGAUAUAUCAUAAGACAGCUGAAAUGUUACUCGUGAAAACUAGGAGGUCCACCGCUGAUGAAGCCGAUGCACUUACUCAAAUGACAGUGGUACUUACGAAACACAUCAGCGAAUUGGCGACCUUGUUUACUGUGAAGUUGAACUCUAUAGCGUCUGGAAAUAAGGAUCAAAUCAAUAACUAUAUCACUAAUAUAUUUUUAGAGUCUGGCAACAGUUCGACAUACAUACAAAAUGCAUUCCAGUUAACUCUGCCCAUACUGCAAAUAGGUGCCGUUUAG